Medicago truncatula (barrel medic) is the source of this 1752-nucleotide messenger RNA. RefSeq names its product broad specificity amino-acid racemase RacX. The transcript has a single exon. The coding region runs from base 330 to 1331 and encodes 333 amino acids. The record is from RefSeq and is a predicted model, not a curated record. NCBI's taxonomy places the organism in Eukaryota, Viridiplantae, Streptophyta, Magnoliopsida, Fabales, Fabaceae.
ACAGUUUUGUUUGUUGCUAUCUAGCAUCCUUUGGGGUUAUUUGAACUUUUAUUGCUCUUUAGUCAGAGAUCCUGUUGUGGGGAAUCUGGCACAGAAACUGAUGUCAGCUAGUGUACUACUUUCUUCACGGUUCAUUGGAAGCAUAUCACUCAAACCCAUCAAAUCCCCAUCAACAGUUCUGGAUUUUAGUGAACCAACAACAAAACUUUCAUGUGCACCUGUUAACUUUCCACUGGUGGGGAUUACUAGGUUGCUGGAAAAAAAGAAUAUAUAUAGAUUUUCAAGAAUCAUUCAUGAAAAAGAAUCUUAUAUACACCUGAUUGCUAGAGAUGCUAGAAAGAGGCAUGUUGAUGUCCAUACAGACGCUGAAUCAUCCUCAAUUUCUGUUUGGUGUUGCCUUUAGAAACAGAACUCAGACUCAAUACAGAACAAGAUCAUCAAAUUCAAGUAUAUCUUCAGUUUUUCUUACUGAUGAGAGUGGAAACUACGAGGAACCAGGCAAUGGUACUUCCCUGAUGAGAGGUCACAUAUCUUCCGCAUCAUGCAUCAAACUAAGCCAACAAAAUACUAUUGGUGUUAUAGGAGGAGUAUCAGUUCUAUCAACUCUUGUUUUCUUGGAAAAGCUAGCUUGUUGGAGUUCAAGAAACGGUAAAGAAUGUCCACCUUUUGUUGUCUGCAGUGAUCCUGUGUUAAGCAAGGCGCUUUCAUUACGUGGUUCUUUUCCUUCUACGAGAACCAGAAUAGAUCACAUCGAAUUGAAUCAGGAGCUGAUGAUUCAGAAUUUGCGGCACAAGAUAAACGUUCUUCAGCAAUCUGGAGCUCGCGGUCUGGCCUUGCCUUGUCAUCUGUCACAUGCUUGGCACAAAGAGAUUUCGAAGGAUAGUUCUCUACCUUUUCUUCAUGUUGGUGACUGUGUUGCCAUGGAACUCAAGAAUGCUAAGAUGAAGCCAAUUCAUGCUACAAGUACCGUGCGGAUUGGACUGCUCACUACAGAUUCAUCCUUUGUAGUUUGUUAUUACAAGGAAAAGCUUCAAAGUCAGGGUUUUGAAGUAGUGUUGCUAGACAAAGCGACUGAGGAACAUAUACUAGUUCCUGCUGUGGAUGCUUUGCAGAGAAAAGACAUAGAAGGUGCAAGGAAUUUGCUGAGAAUUGCAAUCCAUGUUCUUUUGGUAAGGGGAGUGAAUGUGGUGAUUCUGGCAUCUGAUGAUUUGCUAGGGAUUCUCCCUCACAAUGAUCCUCUUCUUAAGAAAUGUAUAGAUCCUAUGGAUGCUUUGGCUAGGUCAAUUAUAAAUUGGGCAGAAACAACAGCAAAGGUACCUGGGAGAUUUUAGUUUUCAUUUUUUCUAUUUCUCUCCAAAAUCUUGGCAUUAUAAUUGGAGCACUCAUGUAAAAAAAAGCAGCUCCAUGUGAAUGGACUCAAAUACUUUCCAAUACAUAUAUCUCUCAAUUCCUCUCUUUCCCUCCAUCAUCUAUCCAUCCUCAAAUUCGGAUCCUCUGCAGCUGGCUUUAUGGUGUAGCCUGUCUAUGGUUAUUCUAUAUGAAAGUGUUGCAGAUUUAAGGAUUGAUUUUAUUUGUUACCUAGUCAUGUUUAGUUUUUACUUAUCUGUUGUUACUCUAAUGAGAGUUAAGUUAGUUGUUUAGCCUAUCAGUUAGUAUUAUUUUACUUCUGUGUUUUUCUGUUAGGUAGUUAGGGUGGUUAUCCACCUCUUCACUCUUGUAUAUGUAUAUUCACUUUUCCAUUCAUUCAAUGAA